GCUUUGCGUGGCAGCUUGGGUCAAGGCUCCAACUCCUCCCGGGCGAAAGCGCAGCAAACUCUGGAGAAGAUUUUCAGCUCUCACCAACGCGACGUACAGCUAGUUCAAGGGCUCGGCCAGAGCUUCCAUGCCUGCACGGCAGAGCUGCUCGAGAGGACCGGGCUGGCUGUCCAAAAACUUUUCACCCUUUCCAAGCGCCCCCGGUCGGAAUGCGGAUCAAGCCCCUGUCCAAGUGGCGUUCGCGAGUCGUACUGCGCCGAGACGAGCAUAGCAUGCGGGACGACAGACUGCUCUAGCACGUCUGGCGGAGAGCAUUGCGAAAUCUGGACUAUUGGGAAUUCAUCUGGUGAGCUAGCAUCAACAACGGCAAAGACACAAGGCUGUGACACCAGGCCGCAGCUUUUUGAAGGCUUGUGUGCUCAUUACGCGGACGUGACGUCGUCGUGUGAGCUCUUCGAAGCCUGUUGGAAGGCCGCAGAGCUCCACGUUCUUGCGACUGUAGAAGCGGUGCAGCUCAGCGUGUCGAGAAGGAAAUGCGCGUAUACUGCAACAAAGCGGACGAUAUGCCACAUCGACAUCAUUUCAGACGUGGCCACUUUUGCUGCGGCACAUUCCGCAUCCGAACCGUCCACUGCUUCCAUAAAGAACUGUACUGAAUUGAGUGUGGACACCUCCAUACUCAACAUCACAUUUCCGCAGGACAGAACCCAGAAAGCUUCGUGUGAUCAGUCUGCUUGUUUUCUGAGCACCGACAGCGUCCUCACCAUGUCCUGUGACCUGGUCCCACAGAAGUCCCCUCAUGCUUUUGCUCUUUCAAAUUUCGGGGGCCUCCAUAGUCACUCAAGGCUACGCUUACUUGCAAGAGGUUGCUGCGGGAACCUGGUAUAA
Molecule: messenger RNA, 888 nt
Organism: Symbiodinium necroappetens
Lineage: Eukaryota; Dinophyceae; Suessiales; Symbiodiniaceae
Source: the annotation of a GenBank genome assembly